Molecule: messenger RNA, 3319 nt
Organism: Astyanax mexicanus (Mexican tetra)
Lineage: Eukaryota; Metazoa; Chordata; Actinopteri; Characiformes; Acestrorhamphidae
Gene: hs3st4
Product: heparan sulfate (glucosamine) 3-O-sulfotransferase 4
Exons: 2
Coding region: 1160-2503 (447 amino acids)
Molecular function (GO): [heparan sulfate]-glucosamine 3-sulfotransferase activity
Source: RefSeq, a predicted model, not a curated record
UGAUGCUCACGUCGCGCGGCGCACCAAUCAGCGCGCGGCUCGCGCAGCCCAUGAAUAUUUACGCGGAGGCUGUUCACUCUGUUCACUUUCGUGCGCUCAAAGUUAGUGGAUUAGCAGUGGGAGGACGGGGCUCUGUGAAAGACUACCACCACCAGCAGCAGCAGCGGCAGCAUCAGGACCAGGACCAGCACCGGCACGAGCAGGAGCAGCAGCGCGAGCACGCGUGCACGAGCUCGCGUGGGGAUUAUUAUUAUAAUAACACAGUAACAUCCAUCGUUGUAUUAUUUUUCUUUUCUUUUUUUUUAACCACCACCACCUUUGGCAACGUCAGAAGAACGUGAAGGACGACAGAAGCUCACAGCUCUUGUGAUCUCCAGUUUGGGCAAGUGGGCGCGAGGACGCACGGACCGCGCAUCCCGCUCCCCGCACCGCGCUCUCGGACUUUUUUUUCCUCCCUCUUUUGUACGCGUGUGAGUGCUGGGUAUACGAGUGUGUGUGCGUGUGUGUUUGUUCGUGCGUGCACGUGCGCGCGCGCAAAUGUGGUGGAUCUAUGGAGUAAGUGUAAAAUGCCAACACUUCGUCCAUCACCAACUGGCUGCAUCAAGCCGGGCUGCUGCUGUUGUUGUUCGCUGGGAAAAAAAGGACGCCAGACCACCGCAGCCUCUGUCUCCACUCCGCAAGUUGAGUCCGACAAAUUGUGACAAAGGCUGUCAGCUGCUGGAAUAAGAAAUCGAUGCGCGCGAUAUUCUUCUGGAAUUUUAACCAUUGUGCUCUCUCUCUCGCGCGCGCGCGCGCUCUUUCGCUCGUGCUCGCACCGGCUCCAACCAGCCCCUUCCUUCUUCAACCAAUGAUGCCAACGGAUUGAUUGAAGAGCAAACCCCCGCGUUUGAGAUUUUUGUUGGCGGCUUGUUGGCUUGUUGUGUAGUAAGUAGUAGCAUGGGGGAGCAUCAGCCGUCCUCCCCAACACUGACAGCCAGCCUCUUCAUCUGGUUGUCUUCCUCCUCCUCAUUGUUGUUGCUGCUGCUGUUGCUGCUCUUGUAGUUAUUGUAACGUUAGUUGUUGAGUGUCCAUCCACCCAAGCAAGCAAGACUCGCAAGAGGAGGUAAGGGAGAGGAAACAUGUCUGGCCACUUCUCUGAAAGGGAUCACUGCUAUCAGAGAUGGCAUUUUGGUCCAGCACCUCGGUUUUGACUUCUAAAGUGCCCAGGAAGAUCUUAUUCAUGUUCACCCUGUCCCUCUCCGUCACCUACCUGUUCUACAGCUUGAUGAGCUGCUACAACUCGCAGCUGCAGUUCCCCCUGCAAGACAACAACUACGUCUACCAGGCCCGGCUGGUGACGGAGGAGACAACUUUCGUGACGCUGAGGGACAAACUUUACUCCACGGCUUCUCGGGCGUACUUCGACGAGGAGCUGAUCGAGAGGACAGCCACGGAGCAGACGCUCGUUUUCUCCACGGACAGGCGCGAUGGCUGGGAGAAAGCUCAAGCCGGAGCUCUGGCGACCACCAGCAGCAGCGGCAGUACUGCCGGUGGCGUUAGCGGCAGUGGCGGCGUUAGCGGUAAUACUGGAACCAGCGGUAGCGGCAGUUUCCAAGCCGGCGCCGGAGCAGCGGAGAAAGAGCGGCAGGACUUCAGCACCACGGACAGCGACCCCAGCCUCAGGAGAGCGCCCAACUGCACCUCGGAUUACGGCGAGAAAAAGCUGCCCCAAGCCAUCAUCAUUGGGGUGAAGAAAGGAGGUACCAGGGCGCUUCUGGAAGCUCUGAGGGUCCACCCUGACGUCCGCGCUGUUGGGAACGAGCCCCACUUCUUCGACAGGAACUACGAGAAGGGGUUCGACUGGUACAGGGACUUGAUGCCUUCGACGCUGGAGGGCCAGAUCACCAUGGAGAAGACCCCCAGCUACUUCGUGACGAACAGUGCCCCCAAGCGCAUCCACUCCAUGGCGAAGGACAUCAAGCUGAUCAUCGUCGUCCGCAACCCUGUGACUCGAGCCAUUUCGGACUACACGCAGACUCUGUCCAAAAAGCCCGAGAUCCCCACCUUCGAGGUCCUGGCCUUCAAGAACCGGACGCUGGGGCUGAUCGACGCCUCGUGGAGCGCGCUGCGGAUCGGCAUCUACGCGCUCCACCUGGAGAACUGGAUGCAGUACUUCCCCCUCUCUCAGAUGCACUUUGUGAGCGGCGAGCGGCUCAUCGUGGACCCGGCUGGCGAGAUGGCCAAGGUGCAGGACUUCCUGGGCCUGAAGCGCAUCGUCACCGACAAGCACUUCUACUUCAACAAGACCAAGGGGUUCCCCUGCCUGAAGAAGCCGGAGGACAGCAGUACCCCGCGGUGCCUUGGCAAGUCCAAGGGCAGAACUCACCCCAAAAUAGACCCGGACGUCAUCCGCAGACUGCACAAGUUUUACCGGCCCUUUAACAACAUGUUCUACCAAAUGACGGGGCAGAAUUUCCAGUGGGAGAUGGAGGAGGGCGGGGACUCUCCUGGCACUCGGGACUGACGCACUAAAAAAAAACACACUGAUGCACUGAACCUGGCUAACCACCCCCUAAAAACCACAUAAACCCCCUCCUCUAUCUUCUCUCCUCACUCCCCACUUUACCAGCCAAUCAAUCAAUCAACCAACCACUCAAUCAAUCCCAAUCCCAACUCUGCGCCCCCCUCCAUCCACUCGCCCACCCGCUCAACCAACCAACCAGUGCUUCAGCACAACCAAUCAGUAAUGGCUGUCUUUGCAAAACUGCGAAAGUGUCUGUAUUUAUAGCAAACAUUUGACUGAUCUGCUCUUUAACCCCUCCUCCAAAAGCCAAUGGUGUUCAUGGUGGCAAACUAUUGUAUAUAUUAUACAGUACAUAAAUAUAUUUAUAUUUGUGGAAAAAAAAAAGAAGACGAUUUUAUUCAUUUCGUUUCGGAAAACGGAAAAAGUUGCUAUUAUUAUAUAAAUCAUGUCGACAAUGAUGAUGAUGCAUGCAUGCAGUGAGUUAUAAGUGUCCUUACCCCCCUCAGCCAUACAAACGGAUAUACAGUCUUCAGUCUAUUUCUUCAUUUAUUUAUUUAUUUGAUUUAUUUAUUCUUAUUUAUUUAUUUAUUUAUCUACCUUUAUCUACCCUUUACCUCCUCCCUCUCCCUCUCCCUCUACCUUUGCAUUCUCUUCCAUUUAUACCAGCCCAGCGGUCAAGUCAAUGCAGUAGUGUCCCUUUCUGCGGCAGAUAAACAGGACUCGAUUAGUGUCGGGACAGACUCAACACUGAAAUCAAUAGUUCAGGGUCAACACGUGUUACUGAAACAGCAGCCUCAUGAUACCAAACAGUUCCAG